AUGUGUGUGCCGCCCGCGGACCUGUGUGCGUGCCGCCCGCGGACCUCUGUGUGCCGCCCGCGGACUUAUGUGCGUGCCGCCCGCGGACCAUGUGUGUGUCGCCCGCGGACCUCUGUGUGCCGCCCGCGGACCUGUGUGCGUGCCGCCCGCGGACCUCUGUGUGCCGCCCGCGGACCAUGUGUGCCGCCCGCGGACCUGUGUGCGUACCGCCCGCGGACCUCUGUGUGCCGCCCGCGGACCUAUGUGCGUGCCGCCCGCGGACCAUGUGUGUCGCAGGCGGACCUCUGUGUGCCGCCCGGACCAUGUGUGUCGCCCGCGGACCUGUGUGCUGCCCGCAGACCAUGUGUGUCGCCCGCGGACCUGUGUACCGCCCGGACCAUGUGUGUGUCGCCCGCAGACCUGUGUGUGCUGCCCGCGGACCAUGUGUGUCGCCCGCAGACCUGUGUGCCGCCCGCAGACCAUGUGUGCCGCCCGCAGACCAUGUGUGUGCCGCCCGCGGACCAUGUGUGCCGCCCGCAGACCAUGUGUGUGUCGCCCGCAGACCUGUGUGUGCCGCCCGCAGACCAUGUGUGUCGCCCGCAGACCUCUGUGUGCCGCCCGCAGACCAUGUGUGCCGCCCGCAGACCAUGUGUGUGCCGCCCGCAGACCAUACCUCUGUGCCGCCCGCAGACCAUGUGUGUCGCCCGCAGACCUCUGUGUGCCGCCCGCAGACCUUGUGUGUGUCGCCCGCAGACUUCUGUGUGCCGCCUGCAGACCAUGUGUCGCCCGCAGACCAUGUGUGUGUCGCCCGCGGACCUCUGUGUGCCGCCCGCAGACCAUGGGAAGGAAAUAAAGUCACUCCCGUCCCCCGCGGCCUUGACAUCUACUGGACAGGCAACGGGCCCUUCUGAACCAAAUCUGCCGUGUCUCAUUGGAACCUCCGAACCAGGGGGAGGAAAUAAUCUCACUCCCGUCCCCCGCCGCCUUGAGAUCUACUGGACAGGCAACGGCCCCUUCUGA
Molecule: messenger RNA, 999 nt
Organism: Eriocheir sinensis (Chinese mitten crab)
Lineage: Eukaryota; Metazoa; Arthropoda; Malacostraca; Decapoda; Varunidae
Product: keratin-associated protein 16-1-like
Exons: 3
Coding region: 1-999 (332 amino acids)
Source: RefSeq, a predicted model, not a curated record